UAACUUCUAAAUAUUUUUUCACCUCAAGAAAAGUGAUCUAACCCGCAACACAUUGCGAACAAUGAUCUAGUUUUGCUAACUAUUUUACAAAGGCAUCUAUCCAUCCACCUAGUCUUUAUUUAUUAAUAUUGUUCCAGUCUUUGCAAUUUCGUGUCGGAAUUAGCGUGUUCUGAAUUGAAUUUCCUUUUCUUUUAAGUUUUAACCGGUAAACGGACGAAAACUCUCACUUGGAUAAAUUGACAAACACGAGGUGGGCUUUAUUUUAGUCUACUUCUCUUCUCUUUUCUUGGAUCGAGAAUGGUUUGUUGUUCUUCUUCUUUUAAUGAUUCGGAUCCCAUUUCAAUUGGGUUUUCUUUCUUGUACUAGUUGAUUGAUGGGUUCCUGCUUGACUCUUGUAUUUCAUUUCCGUUAGGAUUUUGGAUUUAACACUUUCUCUAGUUGCUAUUUGCUGUACUCUUGGUUUUGGAUUGAGUUAUUGCAUCUUUGCAAAUUAUGGUUUCUGGGUUUUAGGAAUCCGUCGUGAACACUUUGCUGACUGAAAUAAGAUUUAAGAAAUGAAAGGGAAAACUGGGGCACCAGGAAGUCACUUUGUGUUGAACACAGGAGCCAAAAUCCCUGCCAUUGGACUUGGAACUUGGCAGAGUGGUGGAGACCUCUGUGUCGAAGCCGUGAAAACUGCCUUGUCUGUUGGUUACCGUCAUAUAGACUGUGCACAUCUUUAUGGGAAUGAGAUUGAAGUUGGGGAAGCCCUGAGCGAAGCAUUUAAUGCUUCGCUGAUGAGGGAGGAUGUUUUCUUGACUUCUAAGCUCUACUGCACUAUGAAUUCCCUUAAUAAGAUUGAGAACUAUGUGAGGGUUUCGCUAAAGAAUCUUGGAGUCUCCUAUUUGGAUCUUUAUUUGAUGCAUUGGCCUGAUAGCUCGGCUUUUGGUGACGCAACCGAUCCUCCUUCGAAGUCGGGGAGUGAAUACAGGCAGUUUUUGAAUCGAUUGAAGCAAGCAUGGAAAGCCAUGGAAGGUCUUGUUGACUUGGGUCUUGUCAGAGCUAUUGGUGUCAGCAAUUUCAGUGUCCAGCAGAUCAAAGAGUUGCUGAAAUUUGCAAAAGUUGUGCCUGCGGUCAAUCAGGUUGAGUUGCAUCCUUUUUGGAGGCAAGAAGAAGUGGUAAAGUUCUGUCAAUCAAAGGGUAUUCAUGUGUCUGCUCACACACCUUUAGGGGUUCCCACUUGGAGCCCUGGACCAUCUGAUAGUGGAUCAGGGGAAGAUGAACCUGGCACUCCUCGCAUAUCAUUUAGGAGGUCAAGAUCAGUACACGGACCCAUGCUGAAAUUGUGUGUCGUUUCAGAGAUAGCAGAAAGCCACAAAAAGACUCCCGAACAGGUUAUUCUACGGUGGGGAAUGCAGAGAGGUACCAGUGUCCUACCCUGUAGCCUUAAGCCAGAUCGCAUAAUGAAAAACAUAGACAUUUUUAGUUGGUCUCUGUCUGAUGACGAGUGGAACCGCUUGAAUAAGAUUGAGCCACAGGUAUGUUUAUUUGGAAAUGGCCCUCUAAAUAAUCUAUCAGACACUGGCUACAUGUUUGGUAGUGGUCCCCUUCAAGCUGUGCGUGAGAUAGAAGACGAUAUGGAGUCCAAUGCCUGAUAUUUGAUAUUAUUUUCUUGAGAUAGUGUGCCAUUUAUGUUAAAAGAUGCCAUCAUUUUAUGAGUGCUCACUGUUUGUGAGAUUUUAAUUUCGUGGAUGCCGAAUAGGAAAUCUAAAGUGACAUUCUUAUUGAUUGAAAUCAAAUUCUUUUCCUUUGUAAA
This is a messenger RNA of Populus nigra (black poplar), 1795 nucleotides long. RefSeq names its product aldo-keto reductase family 4 member C10-like. Gene Ontology annotation, cellular component: cytosol. Lineage: Eukaryota; Viridiplantae; Streptophyta; Magnoliopsida; Malpighiales; Salicaceae. Gene Ontology annotation, molecular function: aldose reductase (NADPH) activity. The record is from RefSeq and is a predicted model, not a curated record. Bases 555 to 1634 code for a protein of 359 amino acids. The transcript is spliced from 3 exons.